GCUCCUAAUCGUCCGGAAUCUUCUGGACGAAAGGUUUUGCCUGUUGCCGAGUCAUCAGCCUCCAAGGUCAACUUUGCAGCCCAUCCACUAUGUCGUUCUUUUAAAUCGGUAGAAUAUGAGGCCCUACAGCCCAGAAACAGUGAUGCCAAGUCCUUCCUCAGUCCGAUAUUCUUCUUGUUUAGGUUGGUGCGCGCCAGCUUGCUCGAGCAAGCCGCCCUCAACACUGGCCCUCCGGAGACAGAUUCUACUCAAAUGACUGGCUCGGAUGCUUUUACCGCAACUGGCAAGACAUUUUUACAUGAUCUACUGCCUCAAAUGUCUGAGUCCGGUGAUCUCAAAGCUGAGGCUGGCUGUACGGCCGGCAUCAGUAGCGUGCCAAUGGGUAACUGUAGUGGCAAUAUGGCGUCAAGUCGAGGAGACGGAAAAAGUCUCCGCGCCAAGAAAUGGGCUAUAUGGGCUCUCGAACUCUGGCUGCUGGCUCUUCGAAGCCUUUCCCGCCUUGGACACCACUUCGACUUGUGGCCGUGUGAAAAUUCGGCAGAUUUGGAAUCAACUGUCAAGGCUGAAACCCUCGGCAUUGCCACAUCUGUUGAUGGGGACCGUUCACUGCUCAACGAUAGGCGAUCUCAGCGGGACCAGUUGGCCGCCAAGCUAAAUUGCAGUCUUGACGAGGCCGUUAUGGUGGUGCGCCAACGGGGCGAGGACCCUACACGACAUAUCGGUCUGCUCGUCUGUCAUUGUCUUGUGACAGCCGUUUCGUCUCCAGACGGCUUCCAAAUUCUCUACCAUGCGAUGGCUUCUCUUGCUGUGGGCAUGGUUCAUCAGACUGGCUACUUUCGUCGUAUGAUCGCAAUAAUAUGUGAUCUGGCUGAUUUCCACCGGUUAGUACAACACUCACUGGUGCUAGUCGUGUCAUCCGUUAACCUUUGCAGGAAAAUGCUUUUUUAUGGUUAA
Messenger RNA from Protopolystoma xenopodis, 954 nucleotides. The record is from the annotation of a GenBank genome assembly. Lineage: Eukaryota; Metazoa; Platyhelminthes; Monogenea; Polystomatidea; Polystomatidae.